AUGGAUUCUUCACUGCAUGAGAUCUGGCAGACUGCACCAGGCAGUCCGUUCCUCCCCACCGUCGGAAAGGGCAGCCAAUUCCUCGUCGGUUUCGCCUUGCUGCUACUUGGUCUCUCUCUCACUGGUGCCUUCGCCUUCAACCGAUCUCUCGUUACCCUUCCGGCCCUCGGCAUCCCAGCGUCGCUAGCAAUAGCGUUCGGCACCGUCUACAUGUUCUGCGCGGUCGGAGUCUACGUCUAG
Messenger RNA from Anthostomella pinea, 240 nucleotides. NCBI's taxonomy places the organism in Eukaryota, Fungi, Ascomycota, Sordariomycetes, Xylariales, Xylariaceae. The record is from the annotation of a GenBank genome assembly.